ACCAAAAAACUAAAGAGACAUUUAAGUAAAAUGAAAUCAAAGCGAACAAUCAAUCGAUUUGUGAGUUUUGAAUACCGUCGUAUACAUGAGCAAUUAACCAAGUUACGACCGAAACGCGUGCCUUAUUCCGGCCUUAAGUUCAAAUUAGUUUCAAUAAUGCAUACAAUUACACACUCGACCUAAGCAACUAAGAAAAACAAAAAAACAAAAGAAAUAACUUGAUUAAUUGUAAGCCAGGACUAGGACAAGUUACCAGUUGAACGGCAUCGCCUACAUUGUCUCCAUAUCCUUCUAAUCAGGAGACUCCUAUUAGAAGCGCCACUCGUGUCCGACCAGGCCCAAAAAUGAACUGCCCUAUGUGGCAUGUUCAUUUUGCAAGUCCUCGAUGCCACAUAGGAACUAAUCGCUCUGGGUUCUGAAGCAUUAAUACGACAGUUACGGGAGCCUUCAAUAAACACAACAACUAAAGAUAUACACAUUAUAAAAGAACUGGGGGAACUGGCCGUGCCGCCGGUCCUAAUGUUUAAAAUGGAUGCCGCUGACUUCUGGCAUCAGGCUCGAGCACCUUUCGGUCAGCAGGAUCACCAGCAGAGCUUGAAUCAACAGCACCACCUCCAGCAUCAUCCGCAUGGCGAGCCGCCGCCCCAGCAUCAUGACCAGCUCAUUAAUGCAGCCACCAAUAAUAACAAUAACAAUUCUCCUCAAAUCGGCUCCAAACUGGAAGCCGGUCAGUUGCAGCAGCAACAGCAACACCAGCAACACCCACACCAGCACCCGCUCCUUCAGUCACAUGUCGAGCAGCAGCCGCCCUUUGGCGGCGAAGCUUUCGGCCCAAUCGGUCAACAAUCUACACCAGGAACGCAAUUGAGUAACCAUCAUUUGCUGUUUAAUGCGGCCGCCGCAGCAGCAGCAGCAGCCCACCUCAAGUCCACUGCCCUCCAUAAUUCUGGGCCGGAUGUCACGCUUCCACUCCAUAAUCCAAUCAAUGUUGCUGUUGCUGCUGGCGCUGGUCUCGGGAUAAAGCCAAAGCAGGAGCAUGAUCUACAGCAACAGCAACAGUCCGCCCAACAACAACAACAACAGCAGCAACAGCAGCAGCAACAUACAGAUCCCACAGCCUAUGCAGCCGAUUUUUUCGGAUCAAAUGCGGUUGUGGGAUCCAGCAAUGUUGAAAGUGACACCGGCACCACGGGCACCAGUGGCACAAACCCUGAUCAGGAUCUUGGACACCCACAACAGCAGCAGCAGCAACAAGAACAACAGCAACAGCAUCAGCCAUCAGGUGGAGGUCCGGCACAGCCGCCACGACAGGCUCUUAGUCCUGGCUCCAAGCCAUUGUCGCAAGGUCAACAGUCGCCGCAGCAUUCCAUUACGCCAUCUGGCGGCAGCUCGACGCCCGACAUCAAAUACAAUAACGACAAGCUAGCCAACGAGAUUCAGCUUCAGCUCUCCAGGUCGAGCAGCGCCGCGGCGAUCAGUGAACGCACCCUUGAAGAAUGUUGGUCAACCCUGCAACGACUUUUCAUGCACAAGAGCGCCAUGCAGCAGAUCCAGCAACAGAUUCCCCGCGUCGGACUGGGCACACACGGUGUACCCGGCGCCACUAGCUUGGGUGGCGGAACGCCCGGGGCGGAUACCAAGCCACACCAGUGCCAGCAGUGUAUGAAGAGCUUCUCCAGCAAUCAUCAGCUGGUGCAGCACAUUCGUGUCCAUACUGGGGAGAAGCCAUACAAAUGCUCCUACUGUGAUCGUAGAUUUAAGCAGCUGUCCCACGUCCAGCAGCACACUCGUCUGCACACCGGAGAGCGCCCCUACAAAUGUCAUUUGCCGGACUGCGGGCGCGCCUUUAUUCAGCUAUCCAAUCUUCAGCAGCACCUACGUAAUCAUGACGCCCAAGUGGAACGAGCCAAGAAUCGUCCUUUCCAUUGUAACAUUUGUGGUAAAGGAUUCGCCACCGAGUCAAGUCUGCGCACUCACACAUCUAAGGAGCUACAGCUGCAUCUUGGUGUCUUGCAGCAGCAUGCGGCACUAAUUGGCGGUCCCAAUGCAACCUCCUGUCCAGUUUGCCACAAGCUUUUCCUCGGCACUGAAGCGCUGGUCGAUCACAUGAAACACGUUCACAAGGAGAAAAGUCCCCCGCCGUCUGGAGCUGCCGUCUCCCAAUUCGGCGAGGUGAUACACGGUAGCAGUGGUGGUAGCAGCACCGGCAACCCUCCUGCAUCGCAAUGCAUCUCCGAGUCCAGCUGUGGCCAGGUCCCUCCACAUCCUUCGGCCACUGGUGGAUCAAACUUAAACGACAGCUACCUGGGAAAACGGAGAACGGCGAACCACCCCUGCCCGGUCUGUGGCAAACACUAUGUUAACGAGGGAUCCCUGCGAAAGCACUUGGCCUGCCACGCUGAGACUUCCCAGCUAACAAACAGCCUCCGCAUGUGGCCAUGCAGUGUGUGCCAGGCUGUGUUCACCCACGAGAACGGCCUUUUAACGCACAUGGACUCAAUGCGCAUGGAUCCCAAACAUCAGUUUGCAGCGCAGUAUGUUUUGUCGAGAGCUGCUGCAGAGCAACGGGAACGUGAGUCCAUACUUGCUGCCACUUUGGCAGCAGGUGGCGGAAUUGGUGAGGCGAGAAAUCUGCUACCCAUUGGUGCCAACAAUCCGGGUGGAUCAAAGUGUCCGUCGCCAUCAGCGAAUUCGGAGUGCUCAUCGAAUGGUCGCCUCUCAUCGUCAUCUGCCUCUGAACACGAUCAUGAUCCGGAUCAUGAGCACGGACUCAGUGACAAUGAGAAUAGUAGCCACAACAACAACCGCCAUAUUGCCAACACAAACAAUAACAACAACUGCACGAAUAACAACAACAACAACCAUAGCAAUAACAAUAAUAAUAAUAACAACAACUGCAGCUCAGGAAAAAUGAACGAACUGCGCCUGCCCAGUGCCAAUCAAUACACCAUGGACACAGACCUGCAUGUGGCCAAUCGAAUGUCGUUGAUGGCAGCAGCUGCUGCCGCAGCCGGUGUUGAUGCCCCAGCAGGAUCAGUGCCCAGUGCGGCCGUUCAGGCUGCUGUCGUCAACCUAGCCGCCGCAAUGCGCAUGAACAAUCCCAGCAACGGUUCCGCUCUGGUUGGCCACUCCUCCCACUCACAUGGUCAUCCGCAUGCGGCGCUGCAGCACCAGCAGCACCACGGUGAGCAUCCGCAUGCACACGCCCAUCCCUACCAUCCCCACCACCAUCACCAUCUACACCAACAACAACAGCAGCAGCAACAACAACAGGUCUCCCAUGCCGUAAAUAGUAACUCGCGACGCUCACCUACCAUCAAUGUGCCGAACAUGAAUAUGAACAUGAACGCCAACAUAAUGCCCCAGCAGCAUCAUCAAGCGUCAGCUUCAAACUAUUCCCAGCACGCGAUAGCUCCAAGCUCACAGGUGCAAUCGCAGCCUCAUCACGCCCACCAUCAUCAUCCUGAGACGUCAUUGCGCAUGCAUCAGCAAGCCGAGGCCAUACUGCGGUCCCACACGGAAGCCGCUUUUCGCCUGGCUGCCAGCGGAGGCGUCAAAAACGAAUCCGACCACACACCAACGGCAACUGCCUCCAGUGCCAGUAACUUCGGAUCAUCGUCACAACAACAACAACAGCAGCAGCAACAACAACAAAACCAGGAGCAGGCAGCCUCAAAUCCCUCAAGUUCAUGAAAUCUGGCCAACUGGAACCAGAGCCAGGGCCAGCAAUAAAAAGGCAGCUGCAGAAGCAAGUACAACGAUUUUGUAUCGAAUCAAAUGCAUCAUCAUACAAAAUGCAGAAGCGGAGCGAAGCAAGAGCAGUUUACAACUACAAUAAGAUGGAAAAACUUUUAUAAAUUGCGUAUUGAUGUGUAAAACCUCUAUAAAUAUACCUACCUAAGUAUGUAUGUUAGUAUGUAUCGAUAUAUCGAUGGAUGAUGUAUAUGAAUGUCUGUCUAUAAAAGCAUUAGGGAGCGGAGUCCAUCACAUUCAAUCAUCGAUCCAUUGGGCCAUCGAAUUCAAUAAGAAUUCAAGCACAAUUUAGAUGAAAAUUUUUAAAUUGUAUAGAGUAAAAACAAAGAUGUGUGUUUUGUGCAAUACGUUUUAAGGGGAAUGGGGAUCCAAAAUACAAGUACAUAUAUGUACAAAUA
Drosophila willistoni is the source of this 4151-nucleotide messenger RNA. RefSeq lists its product as uncharacterized. Gene Ontology annotation, biological process: regulation of transcription by RNA polymerase II. Gene Ontology annotation, cellular component: nucleus. The coding region runs from base 520 to 3693 and encodes 1057 amino acids. The record is from RefSeq and is a predicted model, not a curated record. Lineage: Eukaryota; Metazoa; Arthropoda; Insecta; Diptera; Drosophilidae. The transcript has 10 exons. Gene Ontology annotation, molecular function: RNA polymerase II cis-regulatory region sequence-specific DNA binding; DNA-binding transcription factor activity, RNA polymerase II-specific.